AUGGCACUAUCUGGUCUUUUGCCAGCCCUUCUGUCUGCAGUCGCUUUUGGUCUGCAAUAUGUGCCGGUGAAGAAAUACAAGAUCUAUGAUGGCACUACCUUCCAGUGGUUCAUGUGCUCGGGCAUUCUCUUCGUGGGCGUUUCUGUCGCGCUCCUGCAUGGAGAUCUCCAAUAUUCUGUGCCGCCCUCUGUGGUCAUGGGUGGGGGUAUUUGGGCACUGUCAAACUUUGCCGUGCUGCCACUAGUCAAGCUUCUGGGUAUUGGCUUGGGCUUCUCCUUGUACCACUUUCAGAACAUGAUUGUAGGAUACUUGGUCGGCCGAAAUGGCCUCUUUGGGCUGCCCAGGCUUCAGCCAGCCUUUGCAGGCAGCUUGUAUGUUUGUGACCUCGGUUGUUUGCUGGUUUUGGUGUCUUUUGUUGGUUUGCUUCUAGUGGAGGGCAGAGGCAGUGAUAGUGAGAAGGAGAAAGAGCCUGGCCCUGCACCCUCAGUCCAUGGAAAGGGUCAGCUUGAUCAGAUUGAAGAGCAGCACGAGGAGGAAGUUGCAUUAGACAGGAAUUUGCGUCUCUUAGAGUCCAGUGGAUUCUCAGCCUUUGCUGUAGAGGUUGAAGACGACGAGCAGGCACCACACAGCCCUGAUGCAGCACCACCAGAAGCAGAAACGGAAAGGAGGAAGACAUGGCGGAAAGUUGCGUUGGGCGUUCUUCUGGCAAUGGUGGCUGGAAGUUUGACUGGGGUGCAAAGUGUGCCUGCAACGCUGUAUGGAUUGGAGCAUCCUGAGUAUCCGACAACUGCAGUAUUCUUUCCACAGUGUCUUGGAGCUUGGUUUGCUUCUACAGGGAUCUACCUUUUGUACGGUGGCAUCGCACGUCUUCGACGAAAGCCAGUCUUGCAUGCAGUGAUCCGUCCUGCAAUGCUGAGCGGCUUCCUUUGGGCAGUGGGCUUCAUUUUCAUGAUCCAAGGAAUUCACGAGUUGGGCUUUGCGGUCGGCUACACUCUUGAUGCAGUUGGCCCUAUCAUCAUUGCAAGCAUCAUGUCCAUGUGCUGGUUCAAAGAAAUAUCUGGCAGGCGUCAGCUGAUGAUCUAUUGGUCAGCAGAAGCGCUGCAGCUGCUCGGGGUCAUUUUGAUCACUGCAUUUAGUAAGCAGUGACCAGUGACUUGCUGAGACCAAGACUGCAAGGGAGGGAGGGUUUGCCUUUCGCAAUUUCAUGAUCUACCACGUCAGCCGAGUUCACAAGCCUCGCGGGAUUGACUUCAGACAUCAAACAUAUAGGCGGUGGACAGUGGGCAAGGAAACUCCAUUAUGUGGUACUUUGCGAGAUGACUUGGGACAGAGAAGCACCUGACAAUCAAAGCAGAAGACAGAAGCGUGCUGUCGCUUUUUUAUAUUACAGUAUCCAAAAAAGUUUGGGAUGCUCUUCCGAAGAAUGAAGCCCAAUUCGUCGUUUUGUACGAGCCGGCCAAAAGUUUGGGUCUUGAGUUCCGAAAGUGUGAAGAAGCUUUGUCAGCGUGUUUGGUGGAUGCAGGCAUUAAAUGGCAUUAAGGCAGAAGAUGCACGCCAAAGACUGAGUCCCGAAGGGGAGCUGGCAACUCGAAAGGCAUAUUUUGCAGAUCCGUCGACACACUGACUGAGCUUGGGCUGCCAAGUCCCCUGCACCCUGUUGCAUAUCAAUGCCGUGAUGGAUUUCUGGGCGCAGUGCCUGCAUUGCUUCGGUUUGCCUUCUUGCUUGCAAAGACCUCAUCAGAAUCAUCAUUGAUUCUACAUUCCUGACAGGGCUUAGACAAAAUGAAACUGAUCUUACUGAUCUAAGGCGCAAAGGAGUCUUUGGUUUUGCUUUUUGCGUGCAUGCACCUUGCAAGUUUUGCUCGCUUGUUGGACUAGUGGAGAAAUGGCGUGUUUGGUUUUGGCUCUUUGACCGACCGAGCUUCACCUUGGCUGUCAG
Molecule: messenger RNA, 1939 nt
Organism: Durusdinium trenchii
Lineage: Eukaryota; Dinophyceae; Suessiales; Symbiodiniaceae
Source: the annotation of a GenBank genome assembly